AUGCAACGCUGUUUGAUAUAUGAGAAGACGAUGGCAGCCGAGACCAAGAACGGCGGGAGUUCGCUGAACAACAAUAACUGCAAAGACCACAGCCGGAGAAAGUUGCUGGUCGGAGUGGAUCUGUUCUGCCUGUUUUUAGUGGUGCUGGUUGGCGUGUUUUUGCACAAAUCUCCCUUCCCGCCAUACCAGAGAGGAUUCUUCUGCAAUGACAACAGCAUCAGACUGCCCUUUAAGAACAGCACAGUGUCCACCGCCGUGCUCACAGCUGUGGGCGUCACUGUGCCCGUGGUCUCAGUAAGUCCCGGUGUGGUAGCGCAAGAAAGCGAGGGGGGGGACGCAUGUUGGAGGGUGCUCGCCGGCCUGCCUUUCUUGGUCAUUGAGACCAGCGCUGUUCAGCCCUACCGCAGGGGUUUUUACUGCCAUGAUGAAUCCAUCAAGUACCCGGCAAAAAACGGUGACACCAUUAGCGAUGGUGUGCUCAGCGCGGCCGGCAUUCUAAUCACCAUCCUCUCUAUCAUUAUCGGGGAGAGCUACAGGAUCUACUUUCUGAACGAGGGGUCCAAGUCUUUCGUGGGGAACCCCUACAUCUCCGCCCUCUACAAGCAAGUGGGGGUGUUCAUCUUCGGCUGCGCCAUCAGCCAGUCCUUCACCGACAUCGCCAAGGUCUCGGUGGGCCGCAUGCGCCCCCACUUCCUGGACGUGUGCAAGCCCGACUUCUCCACCAUCAACUGCUCGCUGGGCUACAUCACCGACUACGUGUGCCAAGGGCCCGACAGCAAAGUCCAGGAGGCCAGGAAGUCAUUUUUCUCCGGGCAUGCGUCAUUCUCCAUGUACACCAUGCUCUACUUGGUGGUGAGUAACCGAGCAUUUCCUUCAUUCGUUCUGUUCCUCUCCGAAGGGGUUCUGACCGUGUCCACCCCUAAAAUUUGCGUCUUUUCCAAGUUUUACCUGCAGUCCCGCUUCACCUGGCACGGGGCUCGCCUGCUGCGCCCAUUGACCCAGUUCACCCUGAUCAUGAUGUCCUUCUACACCGGCUUGUCUCGGGUCUCCGACCACAAGCAUCACCCCACCGAUGUACUGGCUGGUUUCAUCCAGGGAGCCCUGGUGGCCUACUGCAUUGUUUUCUUUGUGUCGGACCUGUUCAAGCCCAAAGGACGGCGUUCCAACCUGUCCCCCCCGACGGUGAAGAGAGACCUCGGCCCUGCGGCGGACAUUAGAGAACGGAGCAAUCAUCUCAUCAUGGCGUAG
This is a messenger RNA of Menidia menidia (Atlantic silverside), 1248 nucleotides long. Lineage: Eukaryota; Metazoa; Chordata; Actinopteri; Atheriniformes; Atherinopsidae. The record is from the annotation of a GenBank genome assembly.